GAUUUGUAUCUCAUUCCAUUACAAGCAUCACAACCCCUUCCCGAAUUCAUUGAUCUCCUUGAUCAAGUUCAAAUACCCAAAAAACGAGAUGAGAACAUGCUUUUAGGAGUAUUCGUCUUGAAUAAAGGGAAAGUCGUUGUGCCUCCAACUACUGCCCCUGUUGUUCCCGCUGCUAGAUCUGUAGUCGACACUGGGAACAGCCCUGUACCCGUUACUUCGCUUCCGUCUCAGUCUCCAGUUCAAAAUGAUACGUUACCGUCAUUUGUAUCAUCAUUAGGAGCGGCAAAUGCUCCUUUACCGUAUGGUGUAAAUCCCUCCCCACCCGUACCUGUCAUGCCCGGAAUACCACAGAUCCCGUCUCAAGUCCAAGGCAUGCCAUAUUCGUACCAUAACCAAAUGAUGAUGCCACCACCUGUUGCUACCGCUAUUCCGCCACCUUCCGCACCCAAUCUCUCAGCACUCGCCGAUUCAAUCAAGAAUAUGACACCAGAUCAAAUCAAUCUUAUCCUCAAGGGUCUUUCUAUGGCCAACUCGAAUCCUUCAGCCAGUUCCUCAUUACCUCCCGCAUCAAGUUGGAACCCUCCCCAACCUCCAGACUCCAUGUACCCCUAUAUGGAUUCGCAUAGUAAUCAUGGGCCACCACCACGAAGCCCUUCGCAAAGCUCACGACCGAGGGAUUGGGAUGAUCGGUACCCACGAGAUCGAGACAGGGAGAGGAGAUCUUCACCACCGUAUCGAGGCCGACCCAACAGACCGCGAGACCGUGACGAACGAAGGGACCGUGGUCGUAAUCCUCGGGACAGACGAGGAGAAUAUGGGUCAUCAGACAGUGGCUGGGCACGAAGAUGA
Molecule: messenger RNA, 849 nt
Organism: Acaulospora colombiana
Lineage: Eukaryota; Fungi; Glomeromycota; Glomeromycetes; Diversisporales; Acaulosporaceae
Source: the annotation of a GenBank genome assembly